This is a messenger RNA of Hippocampus comes (tiger tail seahorse), 4092 nucleotides long. Its product is annotated as GTPase IMAP family member 8. The transcript has 9 exons. Gene Ontology annotation, molecular function: GTP binding. NCBI's taxonomy places the organism in Eukaryota, Metazoa, Chordata, Actinopteri, Syngnathiformes, Syngnathidae. The coding region runs from base 783 to 2267 and encodes 494 amino acids. The record is from RefSeq and is a predicted model, not a curated record.
CGAUGUCCUCCGCGUGGCUCUCCAUCUCCGCAAUCUGCUCGUCCGUGAUGGGCAGUCCCAAAGCCUGAGGAGAAGAGCAACGGAGGCGAGAGAAAUGAAGAUUGAAUUUAACAGCGUGGAGAUCCAUGUGACGUCUUUGUGACAUUAAUUAAUAUGCUGAGUAGACUGGUGCUUUGUUUUCUUGAAUUACAGCAGCCCUUUGAUGGAUGGAAGUAUAAAACAGAUGAACUGAGGAACUCGGUACCACCCCUAAAACCAUUUGCUACUUCAAGCCCUGGGUUGUUAAAGAUGCUGCUGCUCCUGCUGCUGAGCAACAGCGUUCUCUUUUGCCUGAGAUGUGAUGAGACAUCCUGUAAUUGCUGCUACAAAAAUGGACUACGCGGCUACACCGAGGUUGCUCACUCUACUCAAAUAGAUAAAUGAGACAAAGGGGAGCUGACAGAGCAGAGAAGCAGGACUAGAAACAGAAGUAAGGACGGAAAACAUUUGGGUGAAGGGUUAAAAGAUUACAAAAAAGUGUGUGGGGGGGGGGCGGGGGGGGGUUGAAUUUCAGAGGAGAGGCAGGGGUAGACAGAGGAGGGAGACCACAGAGAGCUACGCUGCAGUAGAAUGAGGGUCAAAGAGGAAGAGCACUUGAGCUGCCAGUUUUCCCCACCCUGCCUCGGAUGCAUCGCCACUGAGACCUCCCUCUGAAGAGGCUGCAAGAGGAAUCCACGGUGGAGGCAAGAAGGAGACGGAGGAGGGGGGCUGAGGAGGAGGAAGCCAGAGGUUCUACACACAAGAUGGCUGCUGUGUCCUCUGACACUGUUUCAGCGGGGGAGGCCAGGGGCCGUCUCCCCCCUGAACGCCGGCUGCUGAUCCUCGGGGGUCCAAAAUCUGGUAAGACCUCCUCAGCCAACACCAUCCUGGGAGAAGAGGUUUUUGACGCUGGGACGGAGACUACUCACAGCAACGUGGGUCAGAAGGAGAUCUUCGGCCGUCGAGUCACGGUGGUAGAUACGCCCCCGUGGGUCAUCCCCAGCGAUGCAGAGGACGACACCGAAGCAGACGAUAAUGGAAACACUGGCGCCGAGUCCGAGAGCCUGCCAAGACCCCCGCCAAGCCUGGAUAGUGAGGGACCCUGCAUGGGGGCCAUCCUCUGCCCUCCUGGACCUCACGCGAUCCUGCUGGUGGUGUCUGUCUCGCAGCCUUUCACUGACACUGAGAGGAGAGCCGCGGAGGAGCAGCUGGGGGCCUUGGGGGGUGGAACGUGGAGAUACUCCAUGGUGCUCUUCACUGCGGUGGACAAGUUACAGAAAGGCGUCUUCAUUGAAGAGCACAUCGCAAAUACAGGAGAGGCCCUGCAGUGGCUGGUGGAAAGAUGCGGAAGCAGGUAUCAUGCUUUUGAUAAUAGCUGGAAAGACACGGAGGACAAUACACAGGUACCUGAGCUGAUGGAAAAGGUGGAGGAAAUGAUCACCGACAACCAAGGCUGGUAUUUUGAAGUGAACGAGCUGAUUUUGCUGGAGGAGGAGCAGGCGAGGAGAGCUCUGGAGGAGGAGAGGAUGAGGAUGGAGGAGCACGCUAGACAGAGAGAGCAAAUGAUUGGAGGUCCUCCCAGAGAACUGAGGUUGCUGCUGUUAGGCUGGAAGGGCGUUGGAAAGAGCUCCGUGGGGAACGCCAUCCUGGGCCGUCGGUUCUUUGAGUCCGGCCAGGAGACGGACCUCUGUCUCCGGAGGCAGGCGCUCGUGUCCGGGCGCCGGGUGACCAUAGUCGACACCCCGGGCUGGGACUGGUUCUCCGUGCGGCGUACGCCGAAGCGCAUCCGCCAGGAGUCACAGCGUGGCGCCGCCCUUCUGCGACCUGGACCUCACACGCUGCUGCUGGUUCUCCCUGUGGUCUCCUCCCUCACCGCCAGGAAGAGAAGAACCCUUCUGGCCCACAUUGAGACUCUUUUUGGCGACACCGCCUGCCUCCACACUAUGGUACUGUUCAGCUGCGGGGACUGGCUGGGCCGAACGCCCAUUGAGGAGCACAUACUCAGAGGGGGCCGGGAGCUCCAAAGACUUCUUGAGUACUGUGGAAACUAUUACCACGUCUUGGACAGUAAGACCCCUGGCAAGGACAGGAGCAUCUCAAACCUCCUGGAUAGGAUUGAGGAGAUGAUCAGGGAAAACGGAGACAAGGCCUUCCUCCCUGUGCAGACCGAAUGGUUGAGUGAGGAGAGCUCUUACUCAUCCGACAACACCGAGCCAGAGGACGACUGUCGAGGGUGCCAGCUGCAGUGAUGAAAGUGAAAGCCAAGAGCUCCUGUGUGCGUGUUCUGUUCUUUUGGGUGUCCACUAGGACCAAACCGAACCUCAUCAACCUUUAGCCUCAUCUAGAUAGCCAUUCUGGAUCUUUUAGGAAAUAAUGUUGGACGGCGAUCACUUUUGAGGACUGUUGCAGAGGAAGUGUUUCAUGAAUAUAUUUACCGAAGGAGGUGCCGCGGCAAAGUCCUCGCUGUAACCCUGCAGAAUGUUCCACUGUCAUGAUUUAAAGUUGAAGAGUUGAGUUGAGCGAUGAGGCCACCGAGCACAUCAGAAGUCUAAUCCAUUUCACUCACGAAGGAAUUUGUCCAAGAUGACAUUAUCUGGAGAAGGCAGCUUGUUUUCUUUCAUGUCUGCUAAAUGAUUAACUGGAAGGAAUGCUUCCUUCUGUUACCGCACCUUUCAUUUUGAAAAGAGCGUCGACGCUCUUAUCUCGUGCUCUUUGAUUCCAUCGAAUCAAAGGCCUCGUAAGGGAAAUGCUUCUGUAAGAAAAGAACCCAUUGAACACCGGAUCAAAAUGCAGUUUACUGUGCCGGAUGAUGAUAGAUGAGAAAACUGCGAGUGCACUCGACAAGGUUUGCUCACUCACUUCAGCACGCCUUUGCACAUGGAAGCAGAUGAGAACUGUGAGUCCCCAGUGAUAUUAAAAUUGUCAAAAUGCUUCCUUCAUUAAUUUUUGAUUCGUUUCUGCUCAGUGAGUCAGGGUUGAAGUAGUCUCUCUCUUUCUCUCUCUCUCUCUUUCUCUCUCGUAAAAUCUGGCACAUUCACAGCAAAGCUGAUUGAAAUGCUGCAGGCAGUGGUCACAUCAAAUCAAAAAGCGCUGCUUUGCAGCAACUACAGGAGAGUCUGUGUGCUUGGGGCUCAGUUAUUUACUUUCAUUCUUUUGUGCCCGCAGAUCAUGAGAAUGGAUUAAAUCAAUGGAAUCAUAAAAUAGUCUCAUCUACGGUGGUUCCCAUGCUCAAGAGGGACACAAACAGGAGCAGCCGGCUGUGUAGGAAGUAACGUUGGGAGCAGCCCAAGCUUGGCUGGCUCUGCUUUAUCGUUUGCGUGUGCUAAUGCGUCCAGUGCGUUUGUUGACGAGUUAAAAGUGCACUCCGUGUGCCUCAGCAUCAAAGCGUGAUAGUGGGAGUACAGCCUUGCUGCAGGGCUGUUUCCUAGAAUAUGUCAAGCUUUUGCAUGCUACAGAAACCACAUAACCUCGUGAAUCACUGGAGCUCAAAAAUAGGGCUACCAAGUCAUUUUUUUCUACGUCAAGAAUAAAUCUGCUAUAUAAACACACCAGAUAUAUAUCCAUAUGAGGCAUGUUAGAGCACUGCAUGCAGAUAAAUGAGUUUCUUGAGAUUUUAUGGCAAACCUCACUUCCUUCCUUCCACCUUUGAAACCUGCUUGAUAACACCCAUGGGAGUAUCUGGUCUGAUUUGGCGCCCCCCUUGUACUUUUUACAGCUGCAAGCAAAAAUAAGAAACACAGGAAUUUUUGCUUUGGUGACCAUGCUUCUUCUAAAUCAUGUAGCCAACUGCAGCACUUACAAGCAUGACAUAACAGUUUGCUAUGUGGAUGUUUCAAUCGUUCGUUUGAAUCAGAACUUUCCCACUGUGGCUUUGUUGUAUACGCAGUGUAAUAUUUACAGUGUAAAGUAUGUCCUAAUGUCGCUUUGAAGUGAGGCAUUUUGCACUAUGUAAGUUGUGCCACUUCACUGUAGCUCAAAGUGAUGUUACUUGCUGUGUCAUUCUUCGUAACGGCGGUGAUCACACCAUCAGCACUUUGUUCAUUGUCAUACAAUAAAAGAGACAGAUAUAUUGUA